GUCCUUUUUUGUUUUUGCUUCCUCUCUCUCCAAUCAGGGACGUGCUGCCUGUUCUUUAUCACUAUUACUAUUCAUAUUAUUCUCGUUCCGAUCGAACAUCACUGCGCAAUUCUUCGGUAGUAUUAUUGUCGUUGCCACUUUAAUUCGAUUACUCUGGACGCGUGCCUCGAGCCGACAUGAAAUCUCUUUACCCCAUUGCCCGCCGUGCUGCGGUGUCGUACCAGCUGCACAGCCACACCAUCCCCGAGCCCUACGACUACCUGGAGGAUCCGUCCAACCCCGAAACGAACGAAUUUGUGCGCCAGCAGAACGACGCGUUUGCUAAUUACAUGAAAUCGUCACAAGGCAUCCGCGCCAAGAUGGUGGAGCGCGUGACGGCCAUGCUGAACUACGCUCGCACGGGCAACCCAAGUCUGCACGCCGGCAAGUACUACUUCCACUACAACACCGGUCUGCAGAACCAAAGUGUGAUUAUGCAGGCGGACUCCCUGGAUGACAAGAAGCCCUCUGUGUUUCUCGACCCCAACACGCUCAGUGCCGACGGCACCACGGCGCUCAAGUCGCACGGCUGGAGCAAGAACGAGGAGCUCUUUGCCUACAGCCUGAGCGACAAAGGCAGCGACUGGCAGUACAUCCAUGUGCGUCACGUGAAGACGGGCGAGCAACUACCAGACAAGCUUAACUGGGCGAAGUUCUCCGACAUCUCCUGGUGGGGGAACGACGGCUUCUUCUACGAGCGCUUCCCCGAGCUGGCGGAAGGCGCUGACCAAGGUGCAGAGACGGACUCGGCACAGAACCAGUGCGUGUGCUUCCACAAGGUCGGCACUCCGCAGUCCGAGGACGUGGAGGUGCUGCGUGUUCCCGAGCACCCCGGCUGGAACUUUUCCGCCGAAGUGACGGACGACCACGAGUACCUGGUGGUCAGCGUCAUGGACGGCUGCGAGCCGCACAACCUCGUCUGGAUCGCGAAGUUGCCGACCACCGUGGCGGAGCUGAAGGAGCCGCUGGCCUUCAAGAAAGCGGUGAGCACCUUCGUCGGCGAGUACCGCUAUCUGGGCAACGAAGGCACCACUUUUUAUUUCACCAGCACGAAGGACGCGCCGCGCAGGAAGGUGGUGUCGAUGGACCUAGACACCGGCGCCGAGACGGACGUCGUGGCGGAGAAGGAUUCGGUGCUGAACAUUGCCGCCCUGGUGAAGGACACGCUGCUGUUGGUGUACAUGGAGGACGUGAAGGACGUCAUGUACUUCCGUAAACUGCACAGCAGCAGCGCCGACAUGACGAAGCUGGACCUCCCUGUUGGCACCGUCACCUCCUUCUUCGCCAACUACCACAAGGACUUCGUGUCGUUUAAGAUCUCCUCCUUUAUGCUGCCGGGCCGCUCCUUUGUGAUGGACAUCAACGACCCGCCGGGCUCGCUGGCCAUCUACAAGGACGACACCGUGGACGGCCUCAACGCCGACGACUACGUGACGGAGCAGCGCUUCUACACCUCCGUUGACGGCACGAAGAUCCCCAUGUUCGUUGUGUACAAGAAGGGCAACUUGUCCGCCAGCUCGCCCGUGCUGCUCUACGGCUACGGUGGCUUCGGCAUCUCGCUGACGCCGAGCUUCAGUCCGUCCCGCAUCGUCUUCCUGCAGAACCUCGGCGGCGUGCUGGCUGUCCCCAACAUCCGCGGCGGUGGCGAGUAUGGGCAAUCCUGGCACGAUGCCGGUCGCCGGGCGAACAAGCAGAACUGCUUUACGGACUUCAUUGCCGCGGCAAAGUACUUGCACGCGAACGGCAUCGGCUCGCCCGCCACGACAGCCAUCAUGGGCGGCUCGAACGGCGGUCUCCUCGUCGCUGCCUGCGCCAACCAGGCCCCUGAAGAGUUCGCCUGUGUGGUGUGCCAGGUGGGCGUGCUGGACGUGUACAAGUUCCACAAGUUCACCAUCGGCCACGCGUGGAUCUCCGAUUACGGUGACCCGGACAAGGAAGAGGACUUCAAGGUCGUGGAGAAGUACAGCCCCCUUCACAACGUGCGGGAAGGCGUGAAGUACCCGGCGAUUCUGGUCGUGACGGGCGACCACGACGACCGCGUGGUGCCGCUGCACUCCCUCAAGUACAUCGCGACGCUGCAGCACACAAACCCGGAGCUUGGCGGACCCUUUUUGGCUCGCGUGGAGGUGGCAGCCGGCCACGGCUUUGGCAAGCCGACUAGCAAGAUUGUAGAGGAGACGUCGGACAUGUACGCUUUCAUGGCGAAGAACACCGGCGCGAAGUGGCACAAUUAA
This is a messenger RNA of Leptomonas pyrrhocoris, 2273 nucleotides long. Its product is annotated as putative mitochondrial Prolyl oligopeptidase. Gene Ontology annotation, biological process: proteolysis. Gene Ontology annotation, molecular function: serine-type endopeptidase activity; oligopeptidase activity. Lineage: Eukaryota; Euglenozoa; Kinetoplastea; Trypanosomatida; Trypanosomatidae. The coding region runs from base 177 to 2273 and encodes 698 amino acids. Gene Ontology annotation, cellular component: cytosol. The transcript has a single exon. The record is from RefSeq and is a predicted model, not a curated record.